Molecule: messenger RNA, 2186 nt
Organism: Anneissia japonica
Lineage: Eukaryota; Metazoa; Echinodermata; Crinoidea; Comatulida; Comatulidae
Product: GDP-fucose transporter 1-like
Exons: 6
Coding region: 127-1305 (392 amino acids)
Biological process (GO): GDP-fucose import into Golgi lumen; protein O-linked glycosylation via fucose
Cellular component (GO): Golgi apparatus
Molecular function (GO): antiporter activity
Source: RefSeq, a predicted model, not a curated record
GCAUUGUGAUAACUAACAAUGGAUAACCUUGAAUUUAAUUUAAUUUUUGUGCAGUCAUUAUUAUGUUAAUUCUCUGAUCAUGCAUUGCCACGAAACAAGGCAACAAAUUAAUGUUUGUUUACAAUAAUGAUGCGUUCACGCAAUGCGACCGAUAAUAAUUCCGAAUUACACUCCUCUUCAACUUCAACACCACCUCCUGACGACGGAAACACUGGCCGAGGCGGCGGCGGCGUACCAACAACAGCAACGAUGAGGCAGAGUAGCAAAGCUCGGGGUAGCCUUGGCGCGAUAUACCUACAAAUAGCUCUAACUGUAGCAUCGUACUGGUUUAUUUCCAUAUCCCUUGUGUUUCUGAAUAAAUACUUACUUAGCAGUGAGGAUCUUAAGUUGAGUGCACCGAUCUUUGUCACCUGCUACCAAUGCAUCGUAACAGUGCUACUCUGUGUCUUACUGAGCAUUCUGGGACAUAUAUUUCCUGGUGUCAUUGAGUUCCCAAAGUUAAAGUUUGAUUACCGUGUGACUAGAGAGGUUUUGCCUCUGUCGUUCGUUUUUGUUGGUAUGAUAAUGUUUAACAACCUUUGUUUGAAGUAUGUUGGUGUUGCAUUUUAUAACGUUGGAAGAUCCCUUACAACUGUCUUCAAUGUGGUGAUGUCAUACAUAAUUUUAAAGCAAACUACUUCAAAGUCAGCAUUGAUCUGUUGCAUAGUGAUCAUCAGCGGCUUUAUAUUGGGUGUCGACCAAGAGGGAAUAACAGGUGUUCUCAAUUACAAAGGAGUGUUUUAUGGUAUCCUUGCCAGUCUGUGCGUUUCACUUAAUGCCAUCUAUACUAAAAAGGUUCUACCAAGCGUUGACAACAACAUCUGGCGUCUCAUGUACUACAAUAACAUCAAUGCCGUGGUCAUGUUUAUCCCAGUGUUAAUAUUUUCUGGUGAAAUUCAAGAAAUAUUAAAUUUUAACCAAUUUUAUAGCGGUACAUUCUGGCUGAUAAUGACAAUAACAGGGGUUUUUGGAUUUGGAAUAGGCUUCAUUAGCGGACUACAGAUUCAAGUGACAAGCCCUCUGACGCAUAAUAUUAGUGGGACUGCUAAAGCAUGUGCACAGACAAUUCUCGCAAUUAUGUAUUUUCACGAUAUUAAGACAACUUUGUGGUGGAUGAGUAAUGUAUUGGUUCUAGGUGGGUCAUUUUCUUAUACAAUUGUGAGGCGGAAUGAAAUGAAGAAAGCACACGAUACAAAUGCAAGAGUAGAAGAGGAUAAAAAAGAACCUCUACUAGGAAAACCUGAACCAAGUGGUUAUAAAGUUUAAUAAUAUACUCUUCUUCUGAAAUUACUACGUAGUUAGUGUGUAUGAUCUUGCUUACAGUGUGGUAGAAGGAUUUGCAGGUAUGUAUACCUGACGUGGGCCACAACGUAAACGCUCCUUCUUUGGCUGGACAGGGGGCUGAAAUGGACCAGUACACCGGGAAAACGGUUUAGUCCUUAUCCGAGAAUGAGAGCUACUUCAAAAACCUUUUUUAUAUAAUUAAUGAAGCUGUAUAUUACAUAAUGCAAAGUAAGAUCCAUGCAAAAUUUACCAUAUUAUUCUACAGUAUUUCAAUAACAGACUAAUAUUUUUAAAUACUUAUUGCAUCAAAACUAUGAAUUCUCUUGUACUGCAUUAUAAAUUUCUGACAAUAGAAACAGUCACGAAGACACUGUUGUAUUAUCUACAUUAAUUAAAAUUUCAAGUAUGGGCAUAGGCUGGGGGGGGGGGGGGAGAUGUGCAGUGUUGAAACCAGCCUACAUCUAAACAUAUUAGGCGCCUCGAUUGGCUGAGCGUUUAAGACAGGUUAAUAUUAUUCAAAUGUCAGCUUACCAAUCAGUGAUUAAGAGCUCAGCCUAUGUACAUUUCAUCAGCCAGGAUGAAUUCACGGUGAGGAUUGAUUUGUAAAAAAAAAAAUAAAAUUGAUAUGUAUAGUAGAGAGGAUGUGAUUCCUGCCCUCAACCAUAAUUCCAUGCUGGCUAUAUACCUUUGUCUACAUCUCUAGGAGUAUGGGUACUGUACCUGGGCAGAAUAAUAAUGUGUGAUGUUUAAUUGUAUUGGCUGCAUGAUGAUUAUUCAGGGUAUACGCUAACUAUUCACAGUACAUAUGCUAACUAUUCAAUCUUUAUUGUCAAACACAGUAAAAUAUACAGUUUGAAAUUCUG